UAAGUCAUUAUUUUGUGUCAUUUUGUGGUUAUUAUUUUUUUAUGUUAAUGUUUGUAAUAAAUAACUAUUUAAUUUACCUUAACUUGAUGUAAUAUUAUAAAUUGUUCAUUCACGUGUACAAAUUUGAGAAAGGAAAUUUAUUUUACCUAUGAAAAUGCCUCUACAUUACGGAGACAUGGGCAUUAUUAAAUCAGAGUUUCCAGCUACUGAAGAAAUAUUUACCAGAAAGGUUCGGCGGCCUGAAAAAUCAUCAGAGUAUUAUCACAGUCGUCAUAAUAUGACAAAAUGCCAAUCUUGUAUUAGGUGUGAGUUGCCAAAAUUUGAAACAGAAGCUCCUAUUCAUGAAAAAAGGAAAAAGCACAAAAGUCAAGUUCAGCAGUGUCCACCUUGCCAUUGUCAUUCUGAGACUACGAAAUAUUUAAUAGAAAGAGGCUCCAGAGUAAAACACACUGAUAAUUUGGAAGCUAUGUUAGAACAAUAUCAGAAUUAUUUGGUCGAUCCACAAAAUUCUCCAAUAAAAAGGUCAAAAAGUCCUUUUUCACUUCCUACUGGAAUGCGCUGUCGACUGUCAGGGGAUAUUCAUGGUUCUAAAAGAACACCAAGUGCCGGACAGCACCAAUCAAAGAAAAACGAAUAUUGCGAAGAAUUGCAUGAAAUCCUCACAGAAAUAAUUAAUUUGGGUUUAGUGGAUGAAAAUAUGGAAAUUUGCGGUAAAGAUACUUACAGAAAGGAACAUUUUCAACAAAAUGAACAGAUACUUGAUUAUCUGGAAGAAUCAGACUUUGAUAGCGAUUCCUCAAAAAAAUCUUCCCCAGAACAUUAUCAGAAAAAGGAUAAAGUGGGGUAUUUUGAAAGAAGUCGUGAAUCGAUUGAAAAGUGUGAAAAGGAAGGGUAUGAAGAACUGAAGCAGUCGAAACGAGAUUGUGAGGAGAUUAAUCAAUUGACUUCGGAAGUAAAAGAAUCUGAAAAAAUGAAAGGAAUUAGGCAAAAUGGGCCCGAAAGAAUGGAAAAGAAAAAAAUCAAAUGCAGAAAGGAAGGUGAUAAUCAAAAAAGGUUAUCGAAAUCUAUGAAAAAAUCACAAAUUGGUCGGCCUGUUGAUCUCCAUUCUGGGAAUAAAUCUUUGGGGGUAAAUCAGCGUUGCAAGAUAGAAGCGAGUACAAGUUACCAUUCACUUCCUAAUGAUGAUAAAGAGUUCGAUAACGAGGCCCAAAUCGAGUUUUCGAACCGAAUACAAUUACAAGAAGAUCUGGAAGAAAAUCCUUAUUCAGAAUUCUCUGAAGUACAAAAGUUUGAGAAAAAUGAUAGUGAAAUCUUAAAUUUGCCGGAUGAAAAUGAAUUGAAGAAUAAAAGAGAAGAAAGUAAUGAGGGCAGGAAGCAUCUUUACGCCGGUGGUGAUUUAGAUCUGCACGCGUGCAAGAGUUACGUUGUCGAUCUUAUUGAUAGAGCACUGAGCAACCAGCUUGGGACACAUCCAGGGGGAAAAAAGGGUGACGUGACCAAGGAAGCUUCUAGUUGGCAAGAAAUGUGCAUCGAGGUAACCCGAGCGCUGCAAGGUGAUUACUGUCAGACGUUCGCUCAGAACUUGUACAAUUUUCAGGAGAAUAUGGAUAACGUAAAGCUGUUGAAGGGCUUUCGUUGGGCGUAUGUUAAACACAUUCAAGAAGAACUUCGAAGCCUUGAGAAGAUAAUCGAUAUAUGUUCUCCCAGAAUUACUAAAAAGGAGUCUCCAACUUCUUGAAAUCCUCAAACCAUUAAACCAACGGCUCUACAUUUUUAGAAAAACAUAUGUAACUUUUUUAGCUGUGCAAUAUACG
Belonocnema kinseyi is the source of this 1814-nucleotide messenger RNA. RefSeq lists its product as uncharacterized. NCBI's taxonomy places the organism in Eukaryota, Metazoa, Arthropoda, Insecta, Hymenoptera, Cynipidae. The record is from RefSeq and is a predicted model, not a curated record. The coding region runs from base 149 to 1738 and encodes 529 amino acids. The transcript has 6 exons.